Molecule: messenger RNA, 534 nt
Organism: Brugia malayi
Lineage: Eukaryota; Metazoa; Nematoda; Chromadorea; Rhabditida; Onchocercidae
Gene: Bma-mxl-2
Product: Helix-loop-helix DNA-binding domain containing protein
Exons: 5
Coding region: 1-534 (177 amino acids)
Biological process (GO): regulation of transcription by RNA polymerase II
Cellular component (GO): nucleus
Molecular function (GO): protein dimerization activity; DNA-binding transcription factor activity, RNA polymerase II-specific; RNA polymerase II cis-regulatory region sequence-specific DNA binding
Source: RefSeq, a predicted model, not a curated record
AUGUCAUCAAAUUCAUCACCGGAAACACGAGGUGGUUCACGUGAUUCGAAAAAUAGUCCAGAUUCAACAGAUCGUAAGAAAGCAACUCAUUUAAGAUGUGAACGACAGCGUCGAGAAGCCAUCAAUAUUGGAUAUCAGGAACUGAAGGAGUUACUGCCAUCAUCAUUCUCACCCAUUGGGUGUAAAACGACUAAUGCAGCAAUUUUAUUUCGUGCAGCUGAUUAUUUAAAUCAAUUAAAAAAGGAGGAAGAAAAUCUGAAUGAAACACUUUCUCAGUUAGCUGCACAGGUGUCAGCACUUGAACUUAUCGCCAAACAAUAUGAAAAUAUGGCAGUAAACAGUUGUACAUCUAACAAAUCUUCUAUUCAGUGUCAAAUUAUUCAAGCCUUUCUUGAUUCGUGUUUUGCUUCAUUUCGCAGACAAGUAAAUGUUUCUAGCUUACAGUCCGUGAUAGAGACACUGCUACCUUGGGUGGAAAUUGUAGAUUAUGAUAAAAUUUCUCGGGAUACGUUAGACGCCGUGUAUAAAUGUUGA